GGAGGGGAGAAAAUAAUCUGAAGAAAAUAACCUGCAACCUUUUUAUUUGAAAGUCAUGGAGCCAUCCUGCCACCUGCCGGCGAGAGCUAGACACUGCAGUUUCCGCCUGCCGUGCAGGACUAUGGCCACAAGAGGGACACCAACCAUCCAGCCAGCGGGGACGCGCUUCUUAAUGACGUCACGCAAGUCUCCUAUCUGCCGAGCGGGGAGGGGCGGGGCCGGGCGGCCUGAUUGACAGCCUGGGAGAAAGUUGUCCGAACUUUACCCUGAGUCCGGAGCGGCGGGGAUCGGCCGGGAAAUACAGCCGCUCCGACAAUAAAUGGAGGCCGAGGAGCCGGACUCGACAGGAGCGGAGGCACUACAAGACUCCUCUCUUGGUGGGGUGGGAGGAGUGUCUCCAGCAGAGGGGCUGGUCCCACCCAGUUCGGAGGCGGUGAUUGGUCGGCUGCUCGGCGAACCAGGUCGCUUUGCCUACGCGGCUCUGUGUGCGGUGUCACUGGCCCAGCUGUUCCCGGGGCUGUUCCGGCAGCAGUAUGUGCAGGCGCUGGUGUCCUGGCUGGGCUUGUGCGACACCGUCCUGCCAGUGAUGGAGGCGUUCCUGGGUGGGCUGGGGCUCGAGGGGACGGACACCUUCCUCUCUGUCCUGCAGAAGGAGCCGCGGCUGCAACACGGGGCUCAGCCUGUCAUACAGGACCUGGUGUCUUUCUCUGUGAGGGACGGUGAGCACACAUCUCUGCACGCGCUGUCAGUGAGGGAAAGCGUCUCCUCUGUGCAGGGGGAGAGGGAGGCACCCAGUGUUGAUACCAGUCACUGUCACUCUGUCUCCCUGCCUCUGCCUCUGAUCCUCAGUGCCUCUGCCUCUGAUCCUCAGUGCCUCUGCUUCUUGCACCACAGUCUCUCCGCCCCCAGGGAGGAGGAGUCCCGACGGCGCAGGAAGGAGAGGGGCAGGAAGCUGAAGCGCUACCUCCUGAUUGGCCUGGCCACUGUGGGCGGGGGCACCGUGAUUGGCCUGACCGGCGGGCUGGCGGCCCCUCUGGUGGCCGCGGGCGCCGGUGCGGUGAUCGGCGCAGGAGGGGCGGCGGCUCUCGGCUCUGUGGCUGGAAUUGCCAUCAUGGCCUCCCUGUUCGGCGCAGCCGGGGCCGGACUGACUGGGUACAAGAUGAACAAGCGCGUCGGAGCCAUCGAGGAGUUUGAGUUCCGGCCGCUGAGCACUGGGAAGCACCUUCACCUCACCAUCGCUGUGACAGGCUGGCUGUGCCGAGGAAAAUACAGCUCCUUCCAGGCCCCGUGGGCCAGUCUGAGGCAGUCCAGAGAGCAGUACUGCCUGUGCUGGGAGUCGCGCUACCUGCUGGAGCUGGGCUCAGCGCUGGACUCGCUGCUGGACGGGCUGGUCAGCAUGGUGGCCCAGGAGGCCCUCAAAUACACCGUGCUGUCAGGGAUCCUGACCGCACUGACCUGGCCCGCCUCCCUGCUGGCUGUGGCCAGUGUGAUUGACAACCCCUGGGGGGUGUGUCUGAGUCGCUCUGCCGAGGUAGGAAAGCAGCUGGCACAGGUUCUGAGGAGCCGGCAGCAGGGAAGGCGUCCUGUCAGCCUGAUUGGCUUCAGUCUGGGGGCCAGAGUCAUCUACUUCUGCCUGCAGGAGCUGGCCAACGACACAGAUUGCGAGGGCGUGAUUGAGGACGUUGUCCUGUUGGGGGCGCCGGUGGACGGCUCUGCGCGGCAGUGGAAGGCCUUGUCUAGGGUUGUGUCUGGGAGGAUCAUCAACGGUUACUGCAGGGGGGACUGGCUCCUGAGCUUCGUGUAUCGCAGUUCGUCGGCACAGCUGUCCGUCGCUGGGCUCCAGCCCAUCAACCUGGACGACCGACGCAUGAUGAAUGUGGACUUGUCAUCUGUGGUCAAAGGUCACCUGGACUACAUGCGGCAGAUUGAAACCAUCCUGGUGGCGGUGGGCGUGCCAACCAGGGAGGGGGCGUGUCUCGGCGACGUCCUUUCAAUGCCCCAGGAGUCUGUUGCCACGGAGAGAGAACCGAAGCCGGAGCCCGAGUCAGACCAGUCAGCUCUGGGGGGUGGAGCUAAUGAAGGAGGAACAGAGCCUGGAGAUGAAGCAGGGGGCGUGGUGUGUGGAGCGGGGGUGGAGUCUGUAUGCAGAUUAGGUGGAGGAGGUGGACCUGGUCAGGAAGAGCCCUCUGUCAGUGAGGCAGAAAGAAAGGAGGAGGAUGGUGUCACAACCACCACGUCCCCACAGACUGAGGGGAAUGGCGGCAGGAGGGGGGGGCUUGAACAUGCUGGACAGUACUGACCUUCUGAAUAUCACACAGAAUUCCUAGCUGCACUGCUAGCCAGGUGUGGGCGCUUGGCCGAUGUUUGUAGUGCUACACACAGUUACCCCAGGGGUUACCCUCUGACCACCAAACAGUCCUGGCCACUUGGGGCGAUGCCACACAAGAUCUCGGGGAGCAGCAGUGCCCUCCAGCUGGGGAUGACGGGAAGAGGGGUGUCACGGUGGCCUCCUGACCCCCCUGCGCUCAGCCCUGCCCUGAGCACAGCUCCUGGGAGGUGUGCCCUCAGAGGGGUGAGGGGGUGGGGAGUGCUGCACAACACGACAUACUGCGGUCCUACCUCUUCGGCAGCGCCCCCACAGUUCUGAAACGUGAGUGUCCGUGUUGCCGCCCCCUCUCGUGACGGCCUUGUUUAAGCAGGCCGGGCGCCGGGACAGAGACAGGCGGCAUGGUCCCAGCUCCAGCUGACCCCUCAGGGACCAGACGGGACACCCCGGCCGUGCCCUGGCCAGCGGGCAGCUGUCCACCUCGCCCUGGACGCUAUGGUAGCGGUCAAGCCCGACCGCAGGACACGUGUGGCACACAGACAGACCGGAGGCACGAGGCAGACAAGACUGGGCUGUGAAUUGAUGUCGUUUAAUCCAAAACUGCAUGGAAUUACAAAUGUUCUGUCCCAGAGCAGAAGUUCUGUAAAUAAAUUCAGUGCCUGAAGGGGU
Lepisosteus oculatus (spotted gar) is the source of this 2995-nucleotide messenger RNA. The record is from RefSeq and is a predicted model, not a curated record. NCBI's taxonomy places the organism in Eukaryota, Metazoa, Chordata, Actinopteri, Semionotiformes, Lepisosteidae.